Alligator mississippiensis (American alligator) is the source of this 2455-nucleotide messenger RNA. RefSeq names its product serine protease FAM111A-like. The record is from RefSeq and is a predicted model, not a curated record. Lineage: Eukaryota; Metazoa; Chordata; Crocodylia; Alligatoridae. The transcript is spliced from 3 exons. The coding region runs from base 714 to 2054 and encodes 446 amino acids.
GUGGUCUGCUCUGUUCAGACAUCAACGCUCAUCUGACCUCCUCUUCUGUCAUGAUCCAGUGAAAACAGGCAUCUGGUUCUGACUACACUACAUGGAAAGGGACAGGGAUUCAGAGUUUCAUUACACCUACUUGUGAGUCAUCAUGAGUGGUCUUGAUAAGCCCCAUUCUCCCACAACACCCAGCACAUCCAGUAAUAAGAGCAGCAAGACCUCCAUUGUGAUCCAAAGAAUCUGUCUUCUGCCCUGCUCAGCCUAAAGAUUGAAAGGCCAUCUAGCCCCUCCACAGAAAAUCAAAACUGUAAUGGUAUAAGAACCCCUAAAUUGCAUACCCAGGGUUUGGUACGCUUCACAAUUGAUGCAAAAGGUGUGAAGCAUGUAAUAGAAGGUGAAGCAGAUGAAAGUAUAUCCCGUGCCAUGAGGAAAUGGGAAGAUAAUUCAGGUCUGAUGCUGACAAAGAAAAACAAGGAUAUAUGGCUGCUGGGGCAAGAUAUGAUUGAAGGGUUUGUGAAUUUGGGAAUGCCCCUCAAGUGCCUCCCUCAAGAGUCCGAGCCUCCCUUUACAGUGAACUAUUAUAAAGUGACGGGAAAUCAACAAGAUGGACAGCAGGGAUACCGUCAGUAUGACAGCACAGGGACUGAAUGUGUCAUAUUUUAUAUCAAGUCUUGUGGAAGGCAAGGAGGGAACGCUGGUACUCAACCUAGGAAGAUACUUUUAUGCCAUGUGCCAAUGUCUGUAUCUUUGCCCCAAAAGGGGAGACCAUUAAGAAAGCUCUAUGUGAGGAUGGACGAUUUCUCCCCAUCCUGAAGGAAGGACAAUGGAAACUGGUGGAUGACAAUAACGUGGUUUCACUUAAUAACUAUUCUGUUGAUGGAAUUGCCAAUAAGAUUUAUACAGUGGAGUUUUGUAACAAGGUACGUAACAUCACCGCUGGCCCAUCAAGGAGUGAGGAGCUUGCCACAGCCUCUCCUGGACAGCACGACCAAGCCAGUCAUUCUGUUAAACAGUCUAAGUUGGAUCCUAAGUUAAAGGAGCAAAAGGAAUGGAUCAAACUCUUCUUUGAGGAGGAAGUGGAAGAGUGCACAACGAAACGAAAGGAAAAAGUGACCCUUAAAACUGUGUUAGAACUACAUAGAAAGCAGUUUGGUAAAACAACAAAGAACUCUACUCCAGUCCGUGUGCAUAAACUUUUGGCUGAGCACAGUGCAUCAGUGGGGUAUAUAAAGUGGAACUACUAUGGAAAGGGGAGUUGUGGUACUUGUUUUGCUUUACCUGAGGGGUACAUCCUCACAUGCUAUCAUAUAUUCAGUGAGCAGCUAGGACAAGGAUUUGAGCAGUACUGGGCAGAAUUUAGUCAAUAUGUCAGGAUUACGUUUUCUUAUGAAGAUCAGCAAAUAAAAGAUGACUGGUUUUUUGUUGAGCCAUGCUUGGAAAUGGUAGAGAAUACUCUGGAUUAUGUUGUUCUGAAACUGCAAAAAGGAAAUGCUAAAUUACCAGAUGGAUUGUCAAAACAUUAUUCUCCCCCACCCCCUUUUGGCCUGAUCUAUAUUAUUGGCCAUCCAGAUGGAAACGAGAAGUCCACAGAUGGCUGCUCUAUAAUAACUCCACUAGAGCGGGGCUGGAGGUGCACUGAACGCUUGCAGGAAAAGCUCAAAGAGGACUGCAGUCCCACCACUUGUGGUCCAUACCAUGCCAGUUGCAUCCAUAUAUUCACCCCAAGGAGUUUCCAGGAAGUGGUUUCCAAUAAGGAUAAAGUCACGUAUGACACUACCUUCUUCUUCGGCUCUUCUGGUUCACCUGUGUUCAGCGCAUCCGGGCAACUGAUUGCCAUGCAUGCUGGUGGCUACGUGUACAAUUACCAUGAACAAGAGCACAGCAUUAUUGAGUGGGGCUAUUCCAUGGAAGCCAUUUUUAAAGACUUAGAAAAUAAGGUUCCAGGGUGGUUUGAGUCUAGAGGGUUUAUGAGAGGUUCAGAAGGUCCUACUGGUGGCAAUGAGGCAGAUGUGAGGAAGUUGCCAGCUGAUGUGAUAAUGGAAAGUGACAGUGGCUCAGAAUAAAACUCAUCAGGCUCUCUAAUAGUUGGUCACUGAAUCCCUGUGAUGCUUUUUCUACUGCCAGUUCCCACUAAUGUCACCACUGGGCUAUUUGCCAGAAUUCUUUUAUCUCUGCUUCUUUCAGCCUUCAUUAUCCAGCAGAAUUGAAUUCUGUUAUUGUCCACUACUCAAAACCUGUUCAGCUUCUUUGGGUUCAUUGGAUCCAUGCAAGUGAUCGCUGCAUUCAUACCCCCUGGGAGGUGGUGCUGGGAGGAGAAGAGCAAUGUCAUCCUGGAGCACCUUAGUUGUUUGGCUGUCUAGCAAGCAUCUGCACUGUCCUUACUUCAAAAUAAUUGUAACUGAGUUUCAGAAUAAUUGUAAUUGAGCAAUCCCAGGCAAUAAAAUGCCAUGUUUUAUCUUGGACA